AGUUAAUACAUACAAAAUACAAGCAAAUGAACUGUGGAACUAUUUGUUAUAUACUUGUGUAACAAUUUGAGUUUUUUGCUAUAGUUUUUAGCUAGCAUAUAGUAAUGGAAAAUGAUGAAGUGAUUCUACUGGAUUUCUGGCCUAGCAUGUUUGGCAUGAGAGUGAGAGUUGCAUUAGCUGAAAAGGCGAUCGAAUACGAGUACAAGGAAGAAGACUUGUUUACCUCUAAAAGUCCUCUUUUAGUGAAGAUGAAUCCAAUUCACAAAAAGAUUCCAGUUUUGAUUCACAAUGGUAAACCUGUUUGUGAAUCUUUCGUCGUUGUUGAGUAUAUCGAUGAGGUAUGGAAGGAUAAAGCUCCUCUGUUACCUUCUCAUCCUUAUGACAGAUCACAAGCCAGGUUUUGGGCUAGCUAUACUGAUAAGUUGUAUGAUUUCGGGAGAAGAAUAUGGACAGUCAAAAGAGAAGAGUUUGCGGAAGGUAAGAAGGACUUCAUCGAUCCACUCAAGUUACUCGAGGAAGCUGCACUGGGAGACAAGCCUUACUUCGGAGGGGAAAGUUUUGGUUUCGUUGAUAUUGCUCUGAUUGGAUUCUACAGCUGGUUUUAUACAUACGAAACCAUUUGCAACUUCAGCAUAGAGGCUGAGUGCCCGAAGAUUGCUGCUUGGGGCAAAAGAUGCAUGAAGAGGGAGAGUGUCUCGAAAUCUCUAGCUGACUCUCGUAAGAUCUAUGAGGUAGUAAUUGAAUUCAGAAAGAAAAAUGGAUUAGAAUAAACAUGUUCAUUGUUUGGUUCAUAAUACACGAAUGGGCACUUAGUUCUGCCUUGUCGAAAGAUAGUUUCAGAGUUAAAUUAAAGGAAUAAAGACAAUGGCCAAUUGUUGACUAGUAGAGUGUCAGUAUUAUCUAUGUAGUUCUGCUGUCGCUUCUUCUUGGACAUU
Messenger RNA from Solanum lycopersicum (tomato), 935 nucleotides. Its product is annotated as probable glutathione S-transferase. NCBI's taxonomy places the organism in Eukaryota, Viridiplantae, Streptophyta, Magnoliopsida, Solanales, Solanaceae. Gene Ontology annotation, biological process: glutathione metabolic process. The record is from RefSeq and is a predicted model, not a curated record. Gene Ontology annotation, molecular function: glutathione transferase activity. Gene Ontology annotation, cellular component: cytoplasm.